Mucor mucedo is the source of this 1531-nucleotide messenger RNA. RefSeq names its product integral peroxisomal membrane peroxin-domain-containing protein. Gene Ontology annotation, cellular component: peroxisomal membrane. The coding region runs from base 118 to 1503 and encodes 461 amino acids. The record is from RefSeq and is a predicted model, not a curated record. Gene Ontology annotation, biological process: peroxisome organization. NCBI's taxonomy places the organism in Eukaryota, Fungi, Mucoromycota, Mucoromycetes, Mucorales, Mucoraceae. The transcript has 5 exons.
AAAAAAGGUGAGAGUGAUGGGUGACUGUGAUUCUUCACAUGUGAAUUUUAGAGUUCGCUCCCCUCUUACUCUCUCUCUCUCUCUCUUUUCCUUAUUUUCUUUGUUUCUUUCCUCGUCAUGACGCAUGUAUUUGUUGAUGCCACUUUCAGUCGACUUACGUAUUGCGACCAUUGUCAAGGACUAUUAUGGGGUCUUGUAAAGCAAGGCAGUACUUGUACAGGUUGUGGUAUAGUAUGCCACCCGACCUGUGGAGACAAACUCCCACCAUGUACACACGAGCAACCUCAAAAGCCUAAUAGCAGCGAUUCACCAGCGACCAAAUCCUUACGUACUUUACAAGAACGUAGCGAAACCCCACCACCACCAGUGAGAAAACCCACGACCACAGCCGCCGAUUUUGAAAAGGUGAUUGUAUCUGCUGCGAUUCAUUCAAGCGAUCCCUCACAACCUGUGAAUGAAUAUUUAGCGAAUUUACCUCGUUUAAAUGCUCAAAAUACAGCGAAAAACUUUUCGAGAUUUGUGUCUCGAUGUGGACCCAUGUUUUCAGCGAGGGAUCAAUUAAUCCUGUUGUUGAGUUGGGAUAAACCGAUUGAUACAUCUGUGGCCUUACUGCUUUACUGCAUUCUCUGUCUUCAUCCAAAGUUAAUGUUACUGGUGCCACAUGCGAUCUUACUUCAGUUACUUAUCACAGGUUACAACAAACGUUUCAAGAAAGCAAAUGGACCUACCAGUAAUAGCCGAUUUAAGUUUUUCACGUCGUACGAUGAUGAAUCCUCUCCCGAGUAUCUCAGAAAUAUGCAAAACCUUCAAAAUAUGAUGGGAGAAUUAAGCGAUGUGUAUGAUUUGUGUGCGAGCCAUGCGCAUUACUUUGAUUGGAGCUCAGAGGAAUCUAUGCGCUUGUUUCAAGGUACGGUCUUGAGCUUGGUCUUGUUGUGUGUGGGCGUAUGGAUGAUCCCAUUGCAAUGGAUCGCUUUGGUAGGUGGCAUCAGUGUCUUUUUAUUAAACACAAGGUUUGCCAAAUUCGUCAUGAAGGAAAUGAUGCCGCAGGUCACAGAGAUGGGUCAAACACACAUGGAAACAGCUGUGAAAUGGUAUACCCAGGUGGAGAAAAAAUUGGAUGAUCAGGAGAAUCAAAGGGAAUUAUCACUGUAUGAAAAUCAACGUUGGUGGUCUGGUAGUGGAUUUAUUCCUCACAUGCUGUCGGAUGAACGCGGGUUAUGGUCAGAUAUUACGGGUGAUGUGGCCUAUGCUGCUAAAGAGGAAUUGCCAGCUCCUAAAGGAUAUCAUUGGAUUCAGGAUAAUUGGACAUUAGACACCACAGGUCCAUGGAUGGAUGACACGCUUGGUCUUGAAGUUAUGGUAUAUCCUGAAAGUGGAGGUUGGGUGUAUACAGAUACGCAUUGGUCAAAUCCUCGAAAAAGUGAAGAAGAAUCCGAAAAAAGUGUGACACGAAGAAGACGAUGGAUUCGACAAUGUGAAAUAGACAUGAAAUACAGCACUUAAAUAAAAAAAAAUAUAUUUUAUUCUUUCA